UCCAUUAAUUCCUCUCUCUCUCUCUCUCUCUCUCUAUUCCCUCCCCCCAUCCCUCUUUUUUCUUCCUCCCAUAUAUAUACAUUUCUUCUCAUUCCUUAUUAUCCCAUUGUUUCAGAGUGAGAAGGGAAAGAGCACAGGAAUUAUGUGUAUGCUUUGAAAGGGAGGAAAGGAUCCAUCCACAGACAGAAAGAGGAGGUUCUUGAUUGUGAAUGGUUAACUCCUCCUCCUCCUCCUCCUUUUCAACUAGAAUACCCCAACAACAACAGCAAUGGCUGCUGCUACUUCUCCUUGCGUCUCUUCUAAUGACAAGAAGCACUGGUGGCUUAGCACUAGAAAGAUUGUGGACAAGUAUAUCAGAGACGCCAGAAGCCUGAUUGCCAGUCAUGAACACAGCGAGAUCGCCUCCGCUGUGGGACUACUAGACGCGGCCCUCGCAAUCUCACCGCGGCUCGAACAAGCCCUCGAACUCAAAGCCAGGUCUCUGCUCUUUCUCGGCCGAUUCAAAGACGUGGCCGAUAUGCUCCAGGACUACAUUCCCAGCCUCAAAAUCGGAAUCGAAGACUCCUCCGGCUCAUCCGACUCUUCGUCGUCUCAGAAUCUGUCGAGGGAGCGAGUCAAGCUUCUCUCGGCCAACAGCACCAACUCCUCCUCCGACUCGCCAUGUCAGGAUCCCUCCUUCAAGUGCUUCUCUAUCUCCGACUUGAAGAAGAAAGUCAUGGCAGGCCUCUGCAAAAAUUGCGACAAGGAAGGGCAAUGGAGGUACUUGGUUCUGGGGCAGGCUUGCUGCCAUUUGGGACUAAUGGAGGAUGCCAUGGCCCUCCUCCAAACCGGCAAACGCCUCGCUGCUGCCGCAUUCCGCCGCGAGAGCACGUGCUUAUCCGACGACAGUUUCUCCUUCCCCAAUUUUUUCAACAACACAUCCUCGUCCUCCACCAACAAUGCACCCUCAACGCCCCCGCGGACCUUAACCGAGACUGAAACCGUGACCCACCUCCUCAGCCACAUCAAGCAGCUCCUCCGCCGCAGAACUGCAGCCCUCGCUGCCCUUGAAGUUGGUGCAUACUCCGAGUCCAUCCGCCACUUCAGCAAAAUCCUCGACGGCCGGCGAGGUGCACCCCAGGGAUUCCUGGCCGAGUGCUACAUGCAGCGUGCCUCAGCGUACCGGGCUACUGGUCGGAUAGCGGAGUCCAUUGCGGACUGCAAUCGGACUUUGGCUCUUGACCCCAGUUGUAUACAAGCAUUAGACACAAGAGCUGCACUUCUCGAAACAAUCAGGUGUUUGCCGGAUUGCUUGCAUGAUCUAGAGCACUUGAAGCUUUUGUACAAUUCAAUUUUGAGGGACCGAAAGCUUCCCGGUCCGGCAUGGAAAAGACACAACAAUGUCAGGUACAGAGAAAUUCCGGGGAAAUUAUGUGUUCUGACCACGAAGAUACAAGAACUGAAACAGAGGGUGGCUUCUGGAGAGACAGGAAAUGUGGAUUACUAUGCUUUGAUCGGUUUAAGAAGAGGGUGUUCGAGGUCCGAGUUAGACAAAGCUUAUUUGUUGCUGUGUUUGAGGCACAAGCCUGAUAAGGCCACUGUUUUCAUUGAUCGGUGUGAGUUAGCUGAUGAUCGCGAUAUUGAUUCGGUUAGAGAUAGAGCAAAGCUAUCUGCAUUGUUGCUGUACAGAUUGCUCCAGAAAGGUUAUUCUAGUUUGAGCACCACCAUUAUGGACGAAGAGGCUUCUGAGAAACAGAGAAAGAAGGCUGCAGCUGCACUUCAAGCAGCUCAAGCUCAAGCACAGGCUCAUGCUCAGGCCGCACAGGCUGCAGCAGCGGCGGCAAUUCAAAUCCAACAGACCCAAGAAGCCAUGAUUGAAUUCGAAUCUGCUUCCUCAAAUUCGAAUUCGAAUAGUAAUAGGAUGGUUCAUUCAUCGGAAGCGAAAGCGUUCCAAGGGGUGUUUUGCAGAGACAUUGCGGUGGUUGGGAAUUUGCUGUCGCAAGUAGGGUUUAACCGCCCAAUUACGGUCAAGUAUGAGGCAUUGAGCUGCUGAUCAUCAGCAGAUCAGCUUCCAAAAUUAGAAACGUUGGAGCUUCACCGGCGGGGCAAUGAGUCUUAUCUAUGCUUCAUUUUGUACAAAGAAAAAAGAAAAUUUGAAGACGUUGCCGGGAAAUUUUGUCACUCUUUCCCAUUUGCUUAUCUACUAUUACUACUACUAGUGUUAAAUCUACUAUUUUACUACUGUACAUAAUUUUCUACUUUCGGGAUUAUGGCUCUAGCUUAAAAUUCACUCGA
This is a messenger RNA of Rosa rugosa (rugosa rose), 2274 nucleotides long. RefSeq lists its product as uncharacterized. The transcript has 3 exons. The coding region runs from base 269 to 2032 and encodes 587 amino acids. Gene Ontology annotation, molecular function: protein binding. The record is from RefSeq and is a predicted model, not a curated record. NCBI's taxonomy places the organism in Eukaryota, Viridiplantae, Streptophyta, Magnoliopsida, Rosales, Rosaceae.